GCUGGAGUACGACGAGUGAUGACGUUUCCUCAUUGGGUGGAAGGUUCGGUGGCAGUCGUCCGUCUUCCAGCUGGUGGGAGUUGGCGUAGCUGUACUGGGCUCCGGGACCCUCCUUUGUAUAGUUUGGGAGGUCGGGCUGUGGGGUCGCACCUGUCUGUCUGAUCCCCGCUUUCCUCUGUUUCAUCCCACGUCGUGGGGCCUCGCGAAGGAAUCCCUGGCCCUUUUGGGCUACGGCGGUAGCGGUGCCUUUUGCGAUUUUCUUGUGAUCACAUCUUAAAGCCUUCAAGAUGGUACUAGCAGACCUUGGAAGAAAAAUAACAUCAGCGUUACGCUCAUUGAGCAAUGCCACCAUUAUCAAUGAAGAGGUAUUAAAUGCUAUGCUAAAAGAAGUAUGUACAGCAUUAUUGGAAGCAGAUGUUAAUAUUAAACUAGUGAAGCAACUAAGAGAAAAUGUAAAGUCUGCUAUUGAUCUUGAAGAGAUGGCAUCUGGUCUUAACAAAAGAAAAAUGAUUCAGCAUGCUGUAUUUAAAGAACUUGUGAAGCUUGUAGACCCUGGAGUUAAAGCAUGGACACCCACUAAAGGAAAACAGAACGUGAUCAUGUUUGUUGGAUUGCAAGGGAGUGGUAAAACAACAACAUGUUCAAAGCUAGCAUAUUAUUACCAGAGGAAAGGUUGGAAGACCUGUUUGAUAUGUGCAGACACAUUCAGAGCAGGGGCUUUUGACCAGUUAAAACAGAAUGCUACUAAAGCAAGAAUUCCAUUCUAUGGAAGCUAUACAGAAAUGGAUCCUGUUAUCAUUGCCUCGGAAGGAGUAGAGAAAUUCAAGAAUGAAAAUUUUGAAAUUAUUAUUGUUGAUACAAGUGGUCGUCAUAAGCAAGAAGACUCUUUGUUUGAAGAAAUGCUUCAAGUUGCUAAUGCUAUACAACCUGAUAACAUUGUUUAUGUGAUGGACGCCUCCAUUGGACAGGCUUGUGAAGCUCAGGCUAAGGCUUUUAAAGAUAAAGUAGAUGUUGCCUCAGUAAUAGUGACAAAACUUGAUGGCCAUGCAAAAGGAGGUGGUGCACUCAGUGCAGUUGCUGCCACAAAAAGUCCAAUUAUUUUCAUUGGUACAGGGGAACAUAUAGAUGACUUUGAACCUUUCAAAACCCAGCCUUUCAUCAGCAAACUUCUUGGUAUGGGUGACAUUGAAGGACUGAUAGAUAAAGUCAACGAGUUGAAGUUGGAUGACAAUGAAGCCCUUAUAGAGAAGUUGAAACAUGGUCAGUUUACGUUGCGAGACAUGUAUGAACAAUUUCAAAAUAUCAUGAAAAUGGGCCCCUUCAGUCAGAUCUUGGGGAUGAUCCCUGGUUUUGGCACAGAUUUUAUGAGCAAAGGAAAUGAACAGGAGUCAAUGGCAAGGCUAAAGAAAUUAAUGACGAUAAUGGAUAGUAUGAAUGAUCAAGAACUUGAUAGUACGGAUGGUGCCAAGGUUUUUAGUAAACAACCAGGAAGAAUCCAAAGAGUAGCAAGAGGAUCAGGUGUGUCAACAAGAGAUGUUCAAGAACUUUUGACACAAUAUACCAAAUUUGCACAGAUGGUAAAAAAGAUGGGAGGUAUCAAAGGACUUUUCAAAGGUGGUGACAUGUCUAAGAAUGUGAGCCAGUCACAGAUGGCAAAAUUGAAUCAACAAAUGGCCAAAAUGAUGGAUCCAAGAGUUCUUCAUCACAUGGGUGGUAUGGCAGGACUUCAGUCAAUGAUGAGGCAGUUUCAACAGGGCGCUGCUGGCAAUAUGAAAGGCAUGAUGGGAUUCAAUAAUAUGUAAAGAAGAUGCCUUAAUAUAAACUGACUCAGUUGAUUACAUUAUUUGCUGAGACCUCAGAGUUUCCCUCCUUUUUGCAAACAGGGAAAAAAAGUAUUUUUCUUGCCUGUUUUGCCCUUUUCCUUUCUCUUUUCACCUUUUUCCUCUUCCUUUCCUUUUUCCUCUUCCUUUUCUUUUUCCUCCUUCCUUCUUCCGUCUUCCCUCCUGCCUUCUCAAAUAAGGGAAGAAUGUAUGGUUUUUGUGGAAAUCAUUAUAUUUUUGCUUUAGAUUUUCUUCUGUUAGUUUUUGCCAUCGUAACACUUCUUAAGUUAAACAAAUCAUGAUGUAAAAUUUUAGUACUUAAAAAUUUUUAAUUGUUUUAAAGGCCAAGCAUUACAUUUGUAAACAGUCCUGGCCGGUAGUUACAAGAUGUCUCAAUAAAAGUGCUGUAAAAUAAACUUCAAAGUCAUUAUAAGUUAAGAGGUUGUUAACUUUCUUUAUGGUUUCAAAUUAUCAGUGUAUCACAUUAAAGGGCAGACAGAAAAACCAAUAGAACUAUGUCAUUUAAAACUAUCCCUAAAAGCAAGUAUACCUUUAACGGGAAAUACGGUAGAGUUAGUUAUCUAUUAGGGAUUUUUGUUUAAUUUAGAGUAACUAAGGUAAUGCUGCCAUAGAAAAUCUUAGCUCUGCCAUUUAAAUUGAAAUUGUGAAUUUGGUUACAGUUCACACAAUAUGUUUUGUAUAUAACUUGCAUUUUUUUACCUCAUAUUUUUGAAGCCUUAAUGGCAAUGCUUGAUUUUUUUUUUGAAAAGCCAAUUUUGUUCUGUUUCUUACAUACCAAAAAUCUGCUUGAAGAAAUUGAUAUGCUUUGAUGAUAAUAGAUAAUAUAUAGACAUCCUAAUGGAAAAAUAAUUGCAAAUAUUAGCCUAUUACUGUUAUAUAUUAAAAAUAAUGGGAACAUAACAAGGUUGAUUUGGUUGUUGGUUACUUUGGAUUGCUGCACAGUUCAUUUAGAACAAUGGCUUUUAAAUAAGUUAUGGAAUUAGUUAAAAAUACUAGAAUAAUUAUGCCUAUUAUUGACAUCGUAAUGAUAAAAGAAAUAGUGUAGCAGUGUAUUUUCAACUAGGAUGAACUUGCUGAUCUACAGCAAAGGAUUGAUUUGUAGUAGAUGGAGAGAGUGAAAGAAAUAGCUAGUUUUUAUAGUAUUUUUUAUGACUCAAGUGUUUUAAGAAGUUCUCAUAAAUCAAAGUAUCUUUAAAAAAUAAUUACAUGAAGAAUGCAACUGAUUUUCUUGUUUACUUGGGCAAAGAUGUUAUAUCCCACUAAGUUAUUUUCACCAGUUAAAAACUAGAAUAUUCUUAUAGGACAUUGUAUACCCUGUAAAAAUGAUGUAUCAUGUGUUCUGCAGAAAUGUCAUUGUAAGGUCCAGCGACAGAAAUUUGACAAUAGAGAAAAUAUUGUUCUUCAAAUUAGUUUCUUAUUAAAAUGCAUACCACCUUU
This is a messenger RNA of Rhinolophus ferrumequinum (greater horseshoe bat), 3278 nucleotides long. RefSeq names its product signal recognition particle 54 (gene SRP54). Lineage: Eukaryota; Metazoa; Chordata; Mammalia; Chiroptera; Rhinolophidae. The record is from RefSeq and is a predicted model, not a curated record. Gene Ontology annotation, cellular component: signal recognition particle, endoplasmic reticulum targeting; cytosol. The transcript is spliced from 16 exons. The coding region runs from base 288 to 1802 and encodes 504 amino acids. Gene Ontology annotation, biological process: SRP-dependent cotranslational protein targeting to membrane, translocation; SRP-dependent cotranslational protein targeting to membrane. Gene Ontology annotation, molecular function: ATP hydrolysis activity; 7S RNA binding; endoplasmic reticulum signal sequence receptor activity.